Vigna angularis (adzuki bean) is the source of this 834-nucleotide messenger RNA. RefSeq lists its product as uncharacterized. The transcript has a single exon. The record is from RefSeq and is a predicted model, not a curated record. The coding region runs from base 1 to 834 and encodes 277 amino acids. Lineage: Eukaryota; Viridiplantae; Streptophyta; Magnoliopsida; Fabales; Fabaceae.
AUGGCUCAUAUUUUGGCGGUUCUCGAAGCCCUGAAGACUACGGGAGGGGUGACGCCUGUGCAAGUUGAGGGAAGUGCUCAAUAUUACCCUUCGUUGUUCAAUGCUGGGAGCCAAUCUGUUUCAUUCCCAAUGUAUGGAUUGCCUCCAGGUUACACCCCACCUGUGGGAGAAUACACAGAAGGAGAGCAGACUUCAUUCUCUUUCCCUACCACUGCUAACCUACCGCCAAUCAGUACUCAGGGGCCUGUUGUAAUGUCUGCACCUAUGGUAAAUGAAGGGAUGCAUGCAGGCAUGACUGAUGGAAUACGAGUAACCCCGGUGCCACCUGUGAUUACCGGAGAGGGCUUUUCUACAAAGGCUGCGCCAUAUACUUCGUUUCAGGGGGUAACUAGAAAUGUUGAUGGGGCGAAGGAUAAACUGGAGAGCCUAGAGGCAAGAUUGAGGGCUGUUGAGGGGUAUGAAAGUUAUGGAUUUGGGGAUGUUUCUAGAUUGAGCUUGGUUCCUGGCGUCAAAAUACCACAUAAGUUCAAAGCGCCAGAUUUUGAGAAGUAUAAGGGAAAUACAUGCCCAAAGAGCCAUCUAACUAUGUUUUGCAGAAAGAUGGCUGCAUAUGCUUAUGAUGAGCAACUGCUCAUCCAUGUUUUUCAAGAUAGUUUGGCUGGAGUGGCGUUAAACUGGUAUACCCAUUUGGAGCCGACUCGAAUUCGUUGUUGGGCGGACUUGGCUGAUGCUUUUGUGAAGCAGUAUAUAUACAAUACACAUGUUGCGCCAGAUCGUUUACAGCUGCAAAACAUGUCGAAGAAAGACAACGAAAGUUUUAAGGAGUAUGCUUAG